UUCUAAUCAGUCCGAAUAUCCGUUUGCGAUGAAGGAAAAUGGCAUUUUCCGAUACCAACAUAAGCUUUUCAAAGUUACCAUCAACUUUUCAGUAUUCUCAGCCUUUAAAUUGUAUUAUAGCAACUUCAGAAGAGAUUGGAUUUGAAAUAAUUGAUAUCCAUUCUGGAAAGAAAUCAUGUAUUCCAUUUAAUACCGAUGAUAAAGCAAGAUCAGCAAGUCCACAGCUUUGUGCUUAUUUUGAAAAAGAAGAAAAGAUUGUUGUUACUUCUAAUCAUAUUAUUGGUUGCCGUGCAACAAAUAAUGAGCAAGUUUACUUGCACACCAUUCUGCAAUUAUCCCAAAUACCUAGUAGUGGAGUAGUUACAAUAGAGCUUGGUAUUGCCAAGGCUGGCUUAUUACUUGUAGCUCUUGAAAAAUGUAUAAAAACUACCGAUCGAUUUUCAUCUGCUCCUGGAAUGAGUAGUGAAGCACAUAAAAAGCAGUUUGAAGAAGUUAUUAAUACCUUAAGGGAUGAAUAUGAAAAAUCAGUCCUACUUAUGAAAGAUGCUUCUGGUCUCAGUCUAAAGUGGCUCACGGUUUGUUUUACAAUCCAGCAUUCUUUAAUAACUGAAGUUUGCGAUACUGCGUUACUAUUACUAAAGCAAGAAAAACGAGGCCCUGCAUUGCCUGUACUUGGUGAUGUCCUUCAGCGCUUGACUUCAAUGCAAAAACACAAUUGCAAAAAUGUAUGCAGCGAAAAGCUUUUGAUGUUUAAUGAAAUUGACAGAUUAAAAACAUUUACAUCAUGGCCUCACAUGAAUUACAAAUGGGCAUUACCUGGACCAAUGGCAGAAGCAGGAUUUUACCAUCCGCAAAUCGAUUCUAAAGCUACAGAAGAUCGUGCUAUGUGUUUCACUUGCAAUGUUAGUUUGGUUUACUGGGAAUCUUCAGAUCAGCCAUGGUCUGAGCAUAAGCGUCAUUGUUCAGAUUGUCCUUUUUUAAAAGGUGAUUAUACAGAAAAUGUGUCAUUACAAGAUUAUGCUGCUACAUCAAGUGCUAAGCAACUGUCAAGGACAACAGAUAAGAUUGUAUGUGUGAGUGGAUGUUGUUAUGACAACCUUAUUGCUGUUGGUACAGAAGAAGGAUAUAUUGUUGUUUGGGAGAUGCAUCCUUCUUUCAAAAUUCAUUCUGAAUACCAAAUAUCUGUUACUUCAACAAAAGGCAGCCAUAAAAGUUUCCCAAAGAUUGUAAAUAAUGAGAGUUCUUUUUUUGAUAUUGAAACCCAAAAUAAGUUAUCUGGAGGAUUGCAAACAGAGAUUUUAAAAAAAAAUCAGUCAGAAAGUUUUAACAAUAAACUUGGAUCUGAAGCAGCCAUAGUUCUUGAGGAUAUUAAAAGUCUAUCAGGUGCUAUGCCUGUUUUAGAUCAAACAAAUGAAAAUUUUGUGGGAGAUUCGUACAACAUUUUACACAGCUGUGAAAAAUUGGAAAUUUUAAAAGAGUUCAAAGAUUCUCAAGUUUCAGGCUUUUCUCUCACACCUAAUAAUCAAUAUAGUGAUAAACAAGACAAUACUAAUCAAGUUAGUAAUAAACAAGACAAUGCUAAUCAAGUCAGUAAUAAAAAAGAGGAUAGUCAACAAGACAACGAUAAUCGAAAUAAUGUUAAACAAGAUAUUGACAAUCAAGACAUUUGUAUAAAAGACAAUGCUAAUCAAGUCAGUAAUAAAAAAGAGAAUAGUCAACAAGACAAUGAUAAUCAAAACAAUAUUAAGCAAGAUAUUGACAAUCAAGAUAUUAGUAAACAAGACAGUAAACAAGACAAUGAUGAACAAAAAAAUAAUAAAUGCAACAAUACUUUAGGAGAUUUGUUUAAAAAGAGUUCAAAUCAUUUAGAUUUUGUUGAACCAUUAUCAUAUUAUGAUUCAUCCAAAAGAAAUACUAGUAAGAUGAAAUCAAAAUCUCAUGGGACUAAAAGGUCAUUUAAAAUAACAAGUGUUGCAAUCAUGAAAGAUGCAAGGACAUCUCAAAAGUUUAUUGUAGCAGGUGUGAAAAUUGACUCAGUAAAAUAUAGCAAACAUAAACUUAGUGAAAAACACAAGCUUUCCCUUCUUACCUACAAAAUUGAAAGUAAAGUUUCAAAUGAAAAUGGUCAAGAAGAGAAUUCUGAAAGUUUUGUAAAACCAUAUCAGCCAUUUAUGCAAGUUCCUAUGCCUUUAAAUAAUACAGUCUUUGAUUCAGAUUCAACACCAUCAUGGUUUGGUUUGAAUGAAGAUUUUGGAAUUUAUGAAAAUGGUGACACUACGCAGCUGUCUAUAAUUGACGAAUACUUAAUAGCUUCCAAACAUUUAGGAAUAACCAAUGGUGGAACUCAAAACAUUGCCAUGGAUGCUAAUGAAAUUAAAACAGGGUUUGAUCAAGAAGAAAUAUUAAAAACAGAGGAUAAUAAAUCAGUAUACAAAGAUUGUGCUUUUCAAAAGUUUGAUUUGUGUGAAAACAUUAAUAAAUCUGGUGUUAUCUCAAAAUUGCUUGUCAUAGAUGACUAUUUAGUAGUUAUGGUAAACGAGAAAUCUGAUGAGAAGCCUCAAAGUAGUAUAUUUAUAAUUUCUGUAGUGUUCGACUCAUUUAAAACUAUUUUAAAAAAGGUGGCAUUUCAUUCAUUUCAAGAAUCAGAAGUUAAUGAUAUUAUCAGUGUUUCACCUUUACAACUGCCGAUGAACAUCUUUAAAAAUAUAUAUUCCAAUUUUACUAAAAUUUUAUCUGUACUUAUUGUUGCAUUAUCUAAUAAUUCUGUAACGUUUUUGUCAGUUCCUGAUUUAGAAAAGCUGCCAUUACAGAGUAAUUUGCCAAAUAGUUUUGCUAUUCAUAGGUUAGCAUACUGUUCUGCUUUAUCUGCAAUAGCUAUUUGUGAUGAAAAUGGAAGUUUUUCUUUGCAUCAAUGGACAUCAGAACAAAAUGAAGAAGUUCAUGCUCAAAAUAGUUCAAUUUCUAAUCGAUGGCCAAAUCAUUUCUGUACCAAUGAGUUACAACUAUUGUGUGACUUAAUUAAAUUUGAGCCAGUCAUGCAAGGCUGUAAUAUUGUUUAUCCAAUGAAUUGGUGUGUAAAUUCUGGUAAAAAGUUGCUAUCAUCUCCUCCGGUGUUACCUUGCAUGAUGCAUCUUUCUCCUGUUGAGAUGGAUUCUCAGUUAUUAAAAGAAACAGAUGGCGAGUUAAACAAGACAAGUUUUACAUUUGAAAUCUGUGUUUCUGUCAAUACAGCAAUUGGCUAUUUUGAUGUAGUUGUUAACAUGAAAACACCAUUAAAAAAUAAAGAAGAUUUUUCGUGUUCAUUUUAUUUUGAUGCAUUGUAUGAAGGCCACCAAACCAUUGAUAAAAGCCAAGAAAUACUUCUAUGCAGCCCCAUGUUAUUCUCUGAUGUUGUAAAUGACUCUAAGUUGUCAGGAAAAUUUACAGUGACCUCCCCAAACCUUUUACAGUAUCAAAGCGGUAAACUUGUGGUUAAAUUAGUUAGUUGUAAAUCAUUGCUACCCAAUUUUUCCAUUUCAAGUGCUUUGAAAGAUGUUUUUGUUGGUGUGCACAAAUUUCAGCAAAUUUCAGAUCAUCCUUUUUAUUAUACUGGGUGUCGUCAAAUUUUAAUAAGUGAUGCUAAUUUUCAAAGCAAUUUGUUAGACCAAUACUUGGAGUUAGUAAGCGCUAAUUGUUCAAUGCUACCUGGCAAAGAUCUCAAAAUGAUACUUAAAAUUUUAUCAGUGAUUGUUAACAUUCAUUUAAAUUGUUUUGCAAAAAGCAGUUUGCCGCUUAUUUCAAUUGUGCAUAAGAAACUUUGGCAGUUUUUAAAAGCAAGUAUGAUGUUUGGAGAUAGAGCUGUCUGCUAUAGUUGUUUUUGUAUAUUGCUUGGUUUAAUCAGAUGUUCCUCAAAUUCUACGUUUAUUGUGGACUUAUCUUGUGAGCUGAGAAAGCUUUCUCUUAAUAUUCAUAAUGCUUUUUCUUCUGCUGCCAUUCACUGGACUUUUUUGCUGUUUUGUAAAAUUAUGGAAAGUUCUGAAUUAAACAACAGAGAAAUGCUUCUUCAUUUUAAAAAUAUGUUGAUAACAACUGGUAAAAUCUACAGCCAGAAAGUUACAGAAACUCAAAAAUAUCUGGAUGCAUUUUAUGGUUUAUCAGAAAUGGUUACUGAACCAUUAUUAACAGAGCCGCAUUAUUUACAGCUGCAUAUUGGUGCAUCUUAUAAGACUGGUGAUACAACUCUUUUUGAAACUAUUCGAAUCUCAUCAAAUAAUGUUCCAGGUAUAUUAGAAACCCAACCUCUAAGAUUUGUUUGCUCAGAUGCAAGUGAGGGCUCUAAAGUUCAGCUGCUUAACUCUAAAUACAAUGUUUCUAAAGUGAACCAAACAUGGUCUGCAGUUCAGGGGAUUCCACAACUUGUAAAUCAAACUGAUCUUGAAAAACCAUCAGAGCUGCUGCAAGAGAAUGAUGACAGUUCAUAUUUUGGGAUUUCAAAUCCAGAAAUUUCAAAUGUUGAUCAAAAGACUUUCUUAAUAAAUUCUGGAAUUGAGAAUGCUGAAGAUAACUCCUAUCUACCUUUACCAAAAUGUAUGGUUGUUGAAAAGAUGCAUUUAAGUUCAUGGCAUUAUGUUGUUUUGGAUUUCCAGUCUCCUGUUUUGCUAACAGAUUUCUUGAUACCACCGUGCAAAGCUCUUAGUAGCAUAACACUUUCUAUUUUGGGUACCAAUCAAGAGGUGAAUCGUGUAAUAGCAUAUAGUGAUGAAAUUAGUUCAAAGGCUUUAAUCAUGUCAAAUUUAGUGGAACCAAUAACAUUACAAUACUUAAAAAUUCUUGUUAUGGGUGGCAUAUCUUCAAGUGUAACAAUACCACUAGGCCAAUUUUAUGGAUAUCUACAGAAAGAUGUACUUUCUCCAGGUGAUUCAGAAAGUUAUUUACAGCAAUAUGAAGAUGUAUUUUGUCGUUACACAUUCACAAUAGAGCGCUUUAAACCCAUUUCAAACCCACAUGAUUGUUCAAAUAGAUUUUCAAAGGGACUUAGUUCUUAUUUGAAUUCUCUCAAAAAAGAUCAUGCUCUUGGUUGCCAGUUGCAGUUAAGUUUAAACUUUCUUCGUAAUAAUAUAUUUAACCAAUCUGUUGAGAGUUUACUUCAAAAUAGGAACUUUGCAGAUGAUUUAAAUAAUGCGCCAUUACAAGAAGAUGCAUCAUUUAGCAAUUCUCAGGUUAUUUUGCUGCAUUUAUUAGAAACAAUAUUACACUUUAUAACUCCUAGUAAAAUAAAAAAUGAAGUUGAAUUUAGUAUUUUAUCAAAAGAAGAAUUUGUUAUGUUAUUUGAAAACCUUUGCGUUUAUGGAGUUGCUCACUUAACAAGUAUGGCAACAAUUGUUCUGAGUAUGCUGUCUGCAAGUGCCGAUUGGUGGAGUGAUGCAUUAGUUGAAGUGUUUAAAAAUUUUUUUUGCGUGAAUUCGUUAAUCCCUGUUCCAAGAGGGAGAUUGUUUAAGCGUCUAGCUCAAUUAAUCAGCUCAACAAAAGAUAAAGAUAUUGUUCUUGAAAAAUUUCUUAUUCUAUUGCAUGAUAGUAUGAAUGUUCUUUUACACCCAAAAACAUCUUCUGAACUUCAAUGUAAUCCAAGCAUGGUUGAUUGGUUACUGUUGGUGUUAUCCACUUUGUUAGAAUCAUCAGAUUCUAAAGUUUAUAGCUACUUAAGUCCUUGGGAAUAUCUAUGUUUGCCAAAAUCUGUUUCAGAUGAUUCUAAUUCUAUGGAUAAUAAUACCUUAUCCUCAGAAAAGUUGAAAAAGCAGAUGUUUGAUAAAUUGCCAAAAAAUUAUUUUACGCAAUCAAAGGAAACUAAGGAAACAGAUGAAAAUCAAUCAAUGAAUGAAGAAGAUUUUCAAAAACUUUACAUGAAGUCAUCAAGCCAAGAGUUUAAUAAUGGCUUUUUUCUUGAACAACCGUUUUUUAUACAAAGAUGUUUAGCUGUGCCUACAUUGAAAGUGUUAAUGGAAUUUAUAUCUUCUAAAGUAAUCAGCGGAAAUCUCCAUCAAUUGACCCUGGCCUGCAAAGUUUCUUCAUUAAUUUUGGCAAACUGUCACAGUAUAGUUUACUUGGAAGAUGUUUUAUUGAGUGAACAUCUCAAAAUGCUUCUUACACCUUGCUUGGUAUCUAAUACAAAACACUGGCAUCUCCUUGCCAUAAACACACUUGUUAAUUGUUUUCUCAAUCAAAAAUCUUUUUGCGAUGAUAAAAAAGUAAAUUUAUUAAAUGAUGAAAAAGUAGAUAGUUCAAUGGCAGAAAAAAAACAAAAAAAGAAAAAAAAAAUUUUUGAAAAAAAAAAAAAUCAAGAAACCAGAAAUUUUUUAAAACAGCUUUUAGAAAUAACAGAAGGAAAAAUAACUGACAAAAAAAAAGAUUCAUGUAAUAGCAUAGCAAAGGAAUCUGAAUGUUUAAAAGAAUGUUUGGUUACACGUGUUGUACUUGGAGAUAUUUUCUUUCCAUUAGAACAGGAAGUUGCGAAACUGCAAAAUAAAGUUACAGAUAACAAAUUAAAUUUAUAUUCAUUGGUUAAAUGGAAACAAAGGUUCUUUUGCUCAGACCAUAAACUAUUUGAUAAAGAUUUAAAAAAAAUGCAAAGUUUAACCUUGCAUUACUUAUUAAACUGUUUACUUGAUUUUGACAUAUGCAAAAUGAGAUAUUCCUUAUUUAUUCGGCAAGUUUUAUUUUUUAUGGAGCAUAUGAUGAAUAGUGGUAUCAAGCCUUCACAUGAGCUUACAGUAAAACUUGAGCUUGUUUUAUCUAAGCUAUAUUCUGAAAUAUCUGUAAGUGAUAUUUUUACCUAUACUCUUUUCAAAAAACUUGUUGAAUUAAAUUUACAAAUGGAUAUCAUACCUGCAUCUUUUAUAUGUAAAGUAAGAAUUAUACAGAACACAUAUGUGUUAGAUCCUGAAUUAGAAAUAAUAUCACUUUAUAAGUUAACAGAACAGCUGCAAAAACAACCUGAUGAAAAGUUACAAACAGAAAAUACAGUUUUAGCACAAAAACUAUUUUCUACAAUUUUAUCUAAUAGAGAAAUUGACGGUGAUCCUAAAAUAGUGUCUCUGCUUGAAAAGAUUUGCCAAACCAAACCAUUUUAUUGCAUGGAUAAAGAAGGGAUCAUAAAAAUUAUUCAACUUAUUACUGAAAAAGUCAAGUUUUUUAUUACUCGUUCUAGUGAGCAACUGGAUUUUAGUCAGAAAGCCAUUGCAUCCAAUAAAGUUUUUCCCAUAUUUUUGAUUGAUGAAAGUUGUGCAAAAAUGAUUGUUAGAACUCAUCAUAAUGAAGAAGCAACAGAAUGUUUAAAACUUUUAAAGAUUUUAUCAAAUUUUGAUUUUUCCAUACUUACUUUGGAACAAACAGUAUCAAUGGAAAAAGUUUGUAUCAACCUUCUGGAUGCAUUAUGCAAUUGCCCAAAAUUGAGGAUGAAAAAUGGAUUAGCACAAAAUACAUUGUUAACUGAAAUCUCAGAUUCAUUACCUGAGCCAAAUGCUGUGCAUCCUAUCGUAUUUGGUAUAAUUGUUACAUUAACAGAUCUGUCAAAGACUCAAAGUUUUUCGGAUGCUUUUAUUAAUGCAUUAGUUCUUAUACUUCAACAGCGAGUUGAGCAUUUUGAAUGGAAAGGAGAUUUGUCAGUACUUAUUAAAUUGUUGCUUUUGCAAAACUCAGAAUUUUUCCCAAAGUUUGUGGCGGCUGGUGGUUUUAAACUUAUAUGCGAUGCAAUUGUUUUCCAUUGCAAAAAAGAAAUCAGUUGGGUGGAUGCUUUGCAGCAAUCACCUGUAAUGCAUGAACUGUACAUAAAUGAAAUCAGUCAACUAACUAAAAAAAAUCUUGACCAUGAAGGAACAAUGACUGAUAAAUUGGAAAACUUUGCUCCUUAUGCAAAAAUAAUACCUUCUGGAGCAGCUGUUUUAUUAGUUGAUAAAUCUCCUCUCAGAAGAUCAAGAUUUGCAGCAUAUGGUCAUCAAUUCCAGGAAUCUGAUGACACCUGGUUUCAGCUUCAUAUUACAUUUCCAGUUCAUAUAUUGUUAAAAGAAAUCAAAAUACAUAUGCAUCCUUCAUGUUUGCAAGGAGGACCUUCUCUGGUUAUGGUUGAAUACAAAGGAGUUUCUGAUAGUUUUAAUCCUGCAUCAACUAUUUUGGAAACAAGUGGAUUGCUUUUAAUUCAAAUACAUUUUACAGAGGGCAUUAUUUGCAAAGAGUUGCGAUUGCACUUAAAUAGACCAUCAGGUUGUGAUAACUUAAAACUUAAUCUAUUGGAAUUGUUUGGAAGGUCAAUUUUUACUAUUAUGGACAAAGGACAAAAAUUUAACUUUGAAGCAUGGCUUGAUUUGUUGUCAAUAAUGUUGACUGAUACAUCAACUGAGUUGAUUAAGUCAUAUUUAAGCGAUAGUCUUAUCGAUUCAUUAGUUUGUUUAAUACCAUUUUUAACAAGGUUAUCCUUACAUCGAAUUUCUGCACUUCUAAUGUCUGUUUUUUUGAAAGUACUACCUGAUUUUGCAUAUAAGUUUGUAGUUCUCACCACAACACAUAUGUUAAAGAUUAGCUAUUUGAAUCGGUUUAAUUCUUGGCAGAUGCAACUUCUUAUACAGCUUUUAUCAGAUAUUGUUAUACAAACAGAUGCUGCUCAGCAAGUUAGCAUAUUUUCUUAUCUUUUUGAAUGGUUUGCUGAGUUUUUAAAUGUUGUCCAAGAUGAUAGUAAUGCAAGAGUUUCAGAUGUUAUUCAGUGCUUUGUUGUAAAACUUUUUCAGCAUGCCAAAGACUUGGAAAAAGAAAGUUUAAAAGCUAGUGAAAAGCUUAUCAGUGAACUUGAAAAAUUUAUUUUAAACAACAGUAUACAUCAUUCAAAUAUUUCUUAUGUUGGUCAAUUGCUCCAAAUAAUUAUACAUUCAAAACAAGAUUUCUUCUUUAAAUACUUGCAGAUAGCAGAUACUUUUUUGAAUAGUUUUAAAAUAAAUGAAACUCAAUUUGUGAAAGCUUUAGACAUAAUUAUUUUUGCUUACCAAAGCAAUAUUCCAAUAGUGCAUGAAAACACAUAUGAUCUUUUAGGAAAGAUUUCUAAAUAUUUUGUUAGUAUUUUAUCUCAGCCUAUAACGGGAUUGGCAAAUAUAAAAUCUGCAUGCAUAAUUUUAAAAUGUUUCUGCAAAUUUUCCUUAGCCAACAAUGGAAUAUCUGCUUGGUUUUAUUCUAAUAAUGGUCGUCUAUUUUGGAAAGAACUUUUACUCUAUACAUUAUCUCCGCAUAUAAAUGGUAGCAUUCUACUAAAUAUGUACAAACUUCAACAACAAACUUUAAAAUUUUUUCACAGCAUUUUAUAUUUAAAUAAGCAAAAUAUGGAUUACUUCUGUAAGAUUCUUAUUGAUGUUUUGCUCUGGACUAAAGACCAUAAUCGUACAAUGAGUGGUUAUUUGAAACAGAUUAUAAUCGAUUUAGUUAUUGCUGAAGAUACUGUCACAGUUCAUUUUAGAUCAAAAUGGAAUACCUAUAUAUUGCAGAAUACACAUAAACUUCAUUUUAGAAUAACAGCAUCACUGAAUGAAAUAGAAGUAAACUUUUUUAAAAUGAAAAGCUCCUCUGUUACUGAUGAUAAGCAAAGUAAUAGGACUGAUAACAAUAAACUGUCAGACCUGCUUAAUGCACAAGUUAUGCAAUCUGGAAAACUUGCAAUAUUUAAGCGCCAGCCAAAAUCAACUACUGUAGAAGUAGAACAAUUAAAACCAAACUCAGAUGAGCAACUUGGGAUUGAUUUUUUUCAACCGUUUAUAAGUAAUCAACCUCUUCCAAAAGCACUAACCAUUGGUCAGAUUUUGCAGUUGUUGCAUGAAAAGGAUUCUAGUAUUUUAGAUUCGCCUCCUUUGUUAGAAUAUUGUGUAAAAUAUGAAAAAUCAAGUGAUAAAGCAAAUCCAAAAGAAAAUGAUACACUUCUUUUGACAGCUCCAUUUUCAACAAUGUUAGAAAUUUUUGCAAAUCUUGGAGGACUUUCUUUGCUUUCUCCUGCUGCUGAUGUUAACCAUAACCCAUUUGUAAAAUUGUUCUCUCUAAUUAUUCCAUUACCUGGUUUUUCAAGUGUUUUUUUAGAAGACCGUAUAAAAGCUGAAUUUAUGUUGCGUCUGAUGAUGGGUGUGAAAGAAACAAAAGCUGGUCUUUUUGAUAUGUCACAUCAUAUUGUGUUGUAUCAUGCUAUAUUAAAGUUAGUAAGGUCACUAGCUUCUUCAACAAUUACUCUAAAGCUUCUAACUGGUGUAAAAGGAGCAUCAAAAGAAAACUCUUCUUCAGUUGUAAAGUUGUUAGCAAAGCUAAAAUCUUGUGUGGAAACAUACAACAAAAGACUAAAAUUAAAUAACAAGCCCAAAAAAACAGUCACAAAAUCACGUGUUAUAGUAUACAAAGAUGAAGAAGAUUUAUCACCAGAGACAGACACCGAAGAAUUGAACUUUUUGCUUGAUCAUAUAGAAUUGACAUCAGAUUUUGUUCAACAUAAAGCAGAUGAUUAUGACAGGGAGCUAAAUGCAGCAAACAAAAACACCACUCUGGUUGUUGAUACUUUUGAAAGCAAUAAUGGAAGAAGCAAUGAACAGUUAUAUGUAGCUGCAAUGUCACAACUACAAUUUGAUACUUAUGAAAUUGUAACAGAAAAGGAAGAUGGUACACUUCAAUUUAAUGUUCCAUUUUAUUAUGCAUCCACUGUGCGUUCUACUGUUAGUGCAACAAAUGAUUCAUGGAACUCGUCACGAGCUCGCAGGCUAGCUCAAGAAGUUGCUACUUUGUCAACUUCUUUACCUUUAUCAUACAGCUCAACUGUAUUUUUGCGAUGCGAUAAUGAAAGAUUAGAUGUCAUGAAGGUGCUGAUCACAGGACCUGAAGAUACACCUUAUGAAAAUGGUUGUUUUGAGUUUGAUAUUUAUUUUCCAGCAGAAUAUCCAUCUUCUCCAAUGAGUGUCAACCUGAAGACAACUGGAAAACAAACAGUAAGAUUUAAUCCUAACCUAUAUAACGAUGGUAAGGUUUGUUUAAGUAUACUUAACACCUGGCAUGGCAGACCUGAAGAGAGGUGGAGUCCGCAAACCUCUAGCCUUUUACAGGUACUUGUUUCAAUACAGUCUUUAAUUUUGGUAAGUGAACCAUAUUUUAAUGAGCCUGGUUAUGAACGAAUGCGAGCCACCCCACAGGGUAAACAAAAUUCCUGUGAUUACAAUACAAACAUUCAGCAAGCAACAAUAAAGUGGGCAAUGAUCGAACAGAUUAAGAGACCGUCUUUAUGUUUUCGAGAGAUUAUUCACAGACAUUUUUUAAUGAAGCAAGCAGAUGUUAUUUCUCAAUGUGAGAGGUGGUUAGCGGAAUCAAAACAGAAUACACGUUGUUAUGAGUCUUUAAACAAUACUCUUGCCGAACUAAAGAUCGAGCUAAUGAAGUUGGAAAAAAAUCAAAAUAGUAGCAUUACAAAAGAAACUGUUGAAGUUGAUGAAUCAAUUACUGAAAAUUUUACUUCAUCAACGGUCAUAUAUCUGUAAUUAAUCUUUUUUUCUAAAAUAUGUAUGUAGCUUUUUAUCGGCGUUAGAGAAACGGUGUUAACUGAAAAGUUCAAACGGCUAACUGAAAAAUUCUUGUAAAAUAAGUUCACUUAAAAAUAUGUGCUUUAAUAUUGGCAUAUAUUAGUAUAUAUUAUAUAUAUUGGCAUAUAUUAGUAUAUAUUAUAGUGAUAUUUUGUAUAUGUGUCCUUAUAUAGGCAUAUUAUGAUAUUUUGUACAUGUAUCUUAGGCAUAUAGUGUAUUUUGUAUAAAAAAAAGUUUUUUGAUAAAACAAUUUACUUACGUUA
Molecule: messenger RNA, 11821 nt
Organism: Hydra vulgaris (swiftwater hydra)
Lineage: Eukaryota; Metazoa; Cnidaria; Hydrozoa; Anthoathecata; Hydridae
Source: RefSeq, a predicted model, not a curated record